Molecule: messenger RNA, 1043 nt
Organism: Zychaea mexicana
Lineage: Eukaryota; Fungi; Mucoromycota; Mucoromycetes; Mucorales; Lichtheimiaceae
Product: Bicoid-interacting protein 3-domain-containing protein
Exons: 4
Coding region: 1-876 (291 amino acids)
Biological process (GO): snRNA modification
Molecular function (GO): snRNA binding; RNA methyltransferase activity; O-methyltransferase activity
Source: RefSeq, a predicted model, not a curated record
AUGCGAGGCCACAAUGUGUUGGUCAAGAAACAGCCUAAUCGCCGGUCUGAACAGUAUAUAUAUGGCAACUAUCGCAAUUAUUACGAAUCGCGACGCGGGAAUCAGAUCACGGUCGAUCACCGACUCGAUAUGCUUGAUCCGUCUCUCUUCAAAGGCAAACGCGUGCUUGAUAUCGGCUGUAACAGUGGCAAUAUCACUACCGUGAUCGGUUUACAGCACAAGCCAACACAUAUACUCGGUGUCGAUAUAGACGAGUCAUUGAUUAAACAAGCAGAAAAACAAUUACGGCUGGUCAACUCGUUACAUAAUCCACACGGUGAUAAUGCGACUGAUGUCCAUAUGCGAUUUCACUACUUUCCGCGUGCCUUGUCGAGCACUUUUGGGUUUAUCGCCAUGAACAUGCCACCCAACCACAAAAGCACAGAAUUCCCAUACAAUGUCAAGUUCAAAGCAAAGGAUUGGUUGGAUGAUGAUGAUGAUGACGGCAGUGCAGAACAAGACGGGAAAAAGAGAAAAGGCAAUAAGCAAAAAAAAAUCCGAUACGACACUGUCUUGGCACUGAGCAUUACAAAAUGGAUACAUAUCAACCGUGGAGAUGAAGGCAUGAAGGAAUUCUUCAACAAAGUGUACAAGGUGCUUAACCCUGGAGGUGCAUUUGUCGUCGAACCACAGGAGUUUGAUACCUAUGAACGACGUGCGAAACUGAACGAAACGACACAAGCCGUAUUCAAGAGCAUCGAGUUCCGACCUGAACAAUUCCACGAUUAUUUGAUGAAGGAGGUCGGGUUCUCAAAGUUUGAGGACCUUGGAUCAUCCGGAGAAAAGCGAAAAGGUAAAGCCGUAAGGAUUGGACUUGUCCUUGUAUGUAUGUACUGACUUGUGGAAAAAUCAACCAGGAUUCGAUCGCCCCAUGCACAUGUAUAUCAAGUAAAGCGCGCAUCAUAAUUACAGUAAUAAAAGGAUGUAUGCAAAAUCAUAGAAACAUUGUUUAAUGAGAAAGGCAAUGAGAAUAGAAACAGGGAACAGAAGGAAGAGAUAGAAAG